Messenger RNA from Cyphellophora europaea CBS 101466, 2283 nucleotides. RefSeq lists its product as uncharacterized. Gene Ontology annotation, cellular component: endoplasmic reticulum membrane. Gene Ontology annotation, biological process: very long-chain fatty acid biosynthetic process; fatty acid elongation, polyunsaturated fatty acid; sphingolipid biosynthetic process. The transcript has 2 exons. Bases 1 to 2283 code for a protein of 760 amino acids. The record is from RefSeq and is a predicted model, not a curated record. Gene Ontology annotation, molecular function: fatty acid elongase activity. Lineage: Eukaryota; Fungi; Ascomycota; Eurotiomycetes; Chaetothyriales; Cyphellophoraceae.
AUGCCAGGCACUCUUUCGGACGUGUCGCACGAGGCGUCGAAGCUCCUACCAGCUGUCAAGCUCACCAGACCUCCCUUGUCGUUGUUCAAGUUCCCUCCGUCGCCCCAGCCAACUGCACUACCACCUCCGCCAGACCACCCCAACCUCGCCCAUCCUGUGACCAUCCCGACAGACUGGUACAAUGCGCUUCUCCACCCAUACGUUCCCAUAACCAUCGCUCUGGUUUACGCCACCACCGCCACAUAUAUCAAUUCUGUCAACGCCCGCAGAAAUCACAAGCCAUGGGCUAUCAGCAAAACCCGCUUCUUCAAGGCGUUUGUCAUACUUCACAACCUCAUCUUGGCCGUCUAUUCGGCAUGGACUUUCCUCGGUAUGCUUAAUGCGCUCAGCUUGUCCAUUCCGAACUGGAGAAAUGAACAAGGCGCGGCCGGCAUCGUUGACUCCCUCUGCAAGAUCCAGGGUCCUCGAGGCUUGGGAAGUGCUGCUACCUUCACCGAAGAGAGCAGGGCUUGGACCAUGACAAAUCGCUUCUUUCAUCUAGCCGCGGAUGGCUUGGGACCUGAGAGAUCCGACGUUGGACGGCUCUGGAACGAGGGCCUGGCUUUCUACGGCUGGCUGUUCUACCUCUCCAAAUUCUACGAAGUCAUCGACACGGCAAUCAUUCUCGCCAAGGGACGCAAAAGCAGUCUCUUGCAGACAUAUCACCACGCCGGUGCCAUGCUCUGCAUGUGGGCUGGUAUUCGCUACAUGUCGCCGCCCAUAUGGAUGUUCGUCUUUGUCAAUUCAGGCAUCCAUGCUCUGAUGUACACGUUUUACCUCUGCUCUACGCUCAAAGUUCACAUUCCUAAGCGACUGAAGAAACUUCUGACAACGAUCCAAAUCACACAGUUCGUGGUUGGUGCAACAUAUGCGUUUCUGCACCUGUUUGUCGUCUAUCAGAUCCCAAUCAGUGUGCCAUAUCUCUACCACGUGAGUCCUAAAGUGGCCUCAAUGGCAGCUUCCGACGCUUCGUCUAUCGCCUCAAGCGCCGUUGCGUCUGUUACCGGAGAUACGGGCGCAUUCCUCAAGAAGCUCGCCCUACGCGCGGCCGGAUUCGAGGGCAUGGCUGAGAACGUGGGUCUUACCGCACCAGCUGCUUCUGCAGGCGCCCAGGCUGCAGUUCCCCGCGAGUACUUUGCACAGGCCGAAGAACGCUACAAAGACGAGUUGCAAUGGGUCAACUGCCUCGACACCAGCGGCCAAGUCUUUGCCAUUCUGCUCAACGUUGUUUACCUUGCGCCGUUGACAUGGCUGUUCGUCGACUUCUUCAUCAAGGCGUAUCUUUCGCAAUUGGAAAAGAGACGACGCAGUAGUGCAUCUGACCGAGCCCGUAUCGCAGGCAUGAGCUUCAGCGACGCGUCGAAAGGGGUCGCUCGUCGAGUCACUCAAGCCUUAGAUGAGAUGCACCCGACCGCCGAUUCCAGCGAGAACGAGAGCCCGAUUGUGGAGUCUUCAGAGAGCGUCGGUUCAUUGAAAAAGAAGGCUGCUCAAGCUGCGGAGAACACUUCUGGCAAUCUUCGUGGAAUGGCUACUCAAGCUACUCAGAAUGUCAAGGAUACAGCAAAUGCGGUCGGUAAGGCGGGUUCAAACAUCCAGAAAACCGCUCAGGACAAGGCUGCACCCGCGGUCGAAGCUACUGUGGAGAAGGUCAAAGAGGUCGGGCAGAAGAUUCAAGAGCAAGUUCCCGAAGCCAAAGCAGGAAAAGCGAAAGCCCAGCAAGCCGUGAAAAAUGCCAACGAGAACGUCCCGUCUGCCGACCAAGUCAAGGCUGAGGUUGAGGCAGCCCCGAAAAAGGUUGAAGACAAGGUCGCCAACACUCAGCAAGCUGCCAAAGAGAAGGCUAAGGACGUCUCUCAACAGGCUGACGAGAAGGAGUCCGAUGCCAAGGAAGCCACCAAGGGCGCUGUGGACUCAGCCAAGGCUGAUUCAUUUGAAGCACAGUCCUCAUCGUCCCCAGUCACGGAUGAUAAGAGCUUUGCCGAGGCCGUCAAGGAAGAACCCGAGUCCAAGUCUGCCCAGAAGGAGUCCCCAAACGGAGAUGGCACAGGCGCCGACGCGGCGUCUGGGAGUCAGACAGAAGAGAGCGAACAGAAGGAAGAGGCGAAGAAGGAAGAGGAGAAGAUCAUCGACGAGAGCCAGCCCGUCAGAGAUGAAGACAAGGAACCUGAAUCUGGCACGGAGACAGGCAAAGGUAAUGGCCAGAGCCACAUCCCAAGACCGAAGAAGAACAGAAAGAAGGCAUAG